Molecule: messenger RNA, 666 nt
Organism: Galdieria sulphuraria
Lineage: Eukaryota; Rhodophyta; Bangiophyceae; Galdieriales; Galdieriaceae
Exons: 2
Coding region: 20-643 (207 amino acids)
Biological process (GO): peptidyl-lysine monomethylation; peptidyl-lysine dimethylation
Cellular component (GO): cytoplasm
Molecular function (GO): protein-lysine N-methyltransferase activity
Source: RefSeq, a predicted model, not a curated record
UCAUUCCCCAUCAUAAAAUAUGCAUCAACGAGACUAUUGGGAAUCUCUUUACCGUGAAGAAUACGACAGUUUUAUAAAGUACAACCUUUAUGGAGAAGAUUGGUUUGAACAGUAUACAGAUGGAGGUCGCAAAAUUGUAAACUUUAUCGAUAUUUUAAGAAUAGAAUAUACGGGUAGCCAGUGUUCCUUCUUAGACUUGGGUUGUGGAAAUGGACAGUUCCUUUUCCUGUUGGACCCAACCAAGUUUACAAAGAUUCUAGGGGUAGACUACUCUUCUUCUGCUAUUGAGUUGGCAAAAGAGAUGGGUGAAAAGAAGAACUCACCGAUAGAUUGGUUACAAGCAGAUGUUUUUGCUUUGCCACCUAGAGUAAGCAAUGAUGAGUGGAAUAUAAUACACGAUAAAGGAACUCUGGAUGCCAUAGAGUUGCAAGGAACAAAACUUGUUCGUGAUUACUUACAAGUAGUGGUUGACUUGUUGGCGCCAAAAGGUUAUUUUAUCGUUACUUCUUGUAAUAAGACACUCGAUGAACUUGUAUCCAUUUUAGACGGCAAGCUUUCAUUUUAUAGAAACCUAACUUAUCCAGUAUUUCGUUUUGGUGGACAAGAAGGCACCGUACUUGUAACUGCAGCCUUUGUGAAGUAACUUGUAUUUCGUUGUAUUUGACA